AUGGAGCAGCAAGUCAUUGCGGUGCACUAUCAGCGAAUGGAGGAAUGGCUGAGUGACCGAAAGGCCGUCUUGGGGAAGAAGCACAAGAAAGAAUUCUUUCGUCUUAUGGAGCUGGCGCCCAAACUGGAACAGUUGGUGCGUUACGAGAUACCAGCGCAGCACAAGCAGAAUAAGAGGCUCUCAGGUCUCUUGGAUGACGCCUAUGGGUCCAUUGAGGACGCCGCUAAGGCUAGAAAAAAUCUCGAGGAAAGACAAAAACGUUUUUUUCAGGAGUAUGGCCUGGUGGAGAGUCAAGGUGCAGAGGAAGAAGAUCUCGAAGCGGUGAUUGAGGCCAAGAUAGCCAGCAGCACGACUUCUUUGAACGAGGCGCUUAGGGAAUUUGGCAGAAGCCCCCAUCUUGAGUCCUUCCGUGAGGCAUAUGUUCGCGCUGCAAAAAUGUAUUCCAUGGGAAUGUACGAUGAUAACGUUUUCUCAUUGCACCUGCCUUGGUUGGACAGGGUUUAUCAGGAACGAUUUUACAAGUCCAAGGUGGAUAUACAUCAUCAUGAGCAACAUCAGAAGCAGCGGGCGGGUGAGCGGGAUCAGGUUGCGGUGAAAGCAAGCACAGGGCCCUGCAACAUUGAUUGGGGUGACGAGGACACAGUUGAUUUGGUCGACGUUGGCGAAACGGUGGAAAUUAAAUGGGAUGAGGAAGCCCUUGAAGUGGCUGUAGAGGGUGCUGUCCGCAACUGCAGCGAGAACAAUAAAAGAAUGGAUGAUGGCUGCGAGGAAAAGCCUACAGAUACGGUGAAGGGAAUUUUUACCAUUGACGUUUCAAAUGCUGCCCACCGAAAGAACAUAUUGACAGAGCUGCAGGCGUUUGCUUGUUUUGCCUCGGAACGAUCGUCUAUGGACGAUGAAUCGCUUGCCGAACCCGCGGCGGCAGUUGAAGUUCUUGUUAAGAAACUAACAGCAUCAACGGAGGCGGUUUUUGUACGCAUGAAGACAACCCCCACACUGCGGUUUUCCUUUAUGGAAGAGGUACGGCGGCUUCAACGAGGCAUUGCGGCUGCAUCUAUGCGAAAGAGUAAUAGUCAAGCUAGAGUACACCAAAUACAGGAGGAAAUUGAGCGACUGGGACCGCAGCUGGAUGCAUUGCUAAUUGCUGCAGGGAACUGUCGUGACGAAUGUCUUGCUGAGUUGUUGAAGAUGUUCCCUGGGCGCACUGUGACUAUUGUAGGGGAUAUUAACAAAUACCUCUAA
Trypanosoma cruzi is the source of this 1242-nucleotide messenger RNA. RefSeq lists its product as uncharacterized. Bases 1 to 1242 code for a protein of 413 amino acids. The record is from RefSeq and is a predicted model, not a curated record. The transcript has a single exon. NCBI's taxonomy places the organism in Eukaryota, Euglenozoa, Kinetoplastea, Trypanosomatida, Trypanosomatidae. Gene Ontology annotation, biological process: regulation of mitotic cell cycle; regulation of cyclin-dependent protein serine/threonine kinase activity. Gene Ontology annotation, cellular component: endomembrane system.